Molecule: messenger RNA, 2500 nt
Organism: Aspergillus steynii IBT 23096
Lineage: Eukaryota; Fungi; Ascomycota; Eurotiomycetes; Eurotiales; Aspergillaceae
Product: transcription factor IIF subunit TFG1
Exons: 4
Coding region: 169-2298 (709 amino acids)
Biological process (GO): transcription initiation at RNA polymerase II promoter; positive regulation of transcription elongation by RNA polymerase II
Cellular component (GO): transcription factor TFIIF complex; nucleus
Molecular function (GO): TFIIF-class transcription factor complex binding; RNA polymerase II general transcription initiation factor activity; DNA binding
Source: RefSeq, a predicted model, not a curated record
GCUCAACUCAUCCACCUUCUUUCGUCUUUUCUUUUCCUUUCCCUCCUUUUCUUCUAGCCGGACGAACACAAAUCCUUCCUUUGCUCGAGGGAACGCUGCACUUCCCAGCCACCGGAAAACCCCGGGUUUUGCGAAUCCAUACGGCGCGCGGUUCGCCUCAGGUGUAUCAUGACUACCCCUACAAGCAAUCCGAAUUCACGGACGCCAGCUGGCUCAAGUGGUGCUCCACCAAUGAGGAUCCGUCGCCCAAGGGUGGCAGAUCCUCUCGUACGGCCGAGGAAGAAGCCUACUGUUACCAAGCCAGCUGGGAAUGGUCCACUCUCGAAACCAUUUCCGGCGCGAGCAACUGGAUCUAUUCCCCCACCUGCCACUCACACUGACAAGGGCAAGCCCCAGCCUCCAUCAAACACUCUGUCGGCGAAUGGAUUCAGCGGUCCUCUGUUAUCCGAGACCUACAAAGAUUAUCCCCUUGUCACUACCAAGCGAGCAUUCCGAGAGGGCCUAAAGCACCAUAUUGCCAGAUUCGCGUCGAAGAAGACGGUUGACCCCCGCGAUGAAACCCAGUUUACCCGACCUGUUCGGCUUCAGCGCCGUGAUCCACGGGCAAAGUCACAUGCGGUAGGCGCGGACAAGGGCAUGCAAAGAGGUCCUGUUGAGUUCGGCAACCAAGUGGAUGAUGCCGAACGUGAAGAGCUGGAGGCUAGGAAAGCGGCGCGAGAGAAAGAACGUGCCGAAAACCUGGCCCAAAUAGCGCCCUCUAUUGGAUCUACGGCGAAGAGAGCGAACGCCCCCAAACAGAAGACACAACAGGUUUCAAAAACAGACAUGACUCCUGAAGAGAUAGCCAGGACACGAAUCAAGUACGAAGAGGCAUUGCCGUGGCACUUGGAGGAUUUUGACAACAAAAACAUCUGGGUCGGUAACUAUGAGGCCGCCUUAUCAGAAACCCACGCAAUAUUCGUGCCGGACGCUGGAAAAAUGAGAAUGAUACCAGUUGAGAAGUGGUACAGAUUUAGUGCCAAAAACCAAUUUAAGGCUCUUACCAUAGAGGAGGCGGAGAAAUUUAUGGCGAAGAAGGUGAAAGAUCCGAGAUGGUUUAUGGAGAAGCAGCAGGAGCAAGCUCAGCGAAAGGAAUUGGAGCAAUUCGCCAAGCAGCGGAAAGUAUACGCUGGCAAACAAGGCACCACAGGUGGCGCCGAAGGCUUAGAAGCUGGUGAGAUGGAUUUCGAAGAAGACAGGUUUGCUGACGAUGAGGAGCAUGAUGAUUUAUUCAACGAGGAUGAGGAAGCGAAGGCUGCCGAAAAAAGAAUCAAACAGGAUCAACUGAAGGCCAACGUGUUUGAUUUGAAACAAGAAAAGGAAUACGAAGAAGAGGAAUUGCGAGAGAGGAAGGAAAAAGAGGCUCGCCGAGUCCAGGGUAAGAAAGUCAGGAAAGCACUGCAGAAGAGAGAAAAGAACUACGACUAUAGCAGUGGGUCUGAUGUUAACCCCUACUCCGAUGAGGAGAGCACCGAUGAAAGUGAAGCCGAGCGGGUUAAGGAGGAAGAGCGAAAGGCCGAGGAGGAGAAGAACAAAAAGGAUCCCGCGACUUCUUCAAAGGGUGGAAACACACCAUCAGGUCGCCCCAAGCAUGCUGACCCUCUCAAGAAAGGCUCAGCUACUGCGACACGGAGACGACUCGGGUCACCCAACGUUUCUGACGCGAGUGGGACGGAUACUUCGCGCAAAAAGGGGAAAUCCAAGCAUGCUCAGCCUACACCUCAGCCUAGUUCUCGCCCCAUGUCUCCAAUGGCAUCGUCGACCGCCCCUGUUAGCAAGAAGCGUGUUCGAAACGGACCAGGCGGUGGCGCUGGAUCCACCAGCGAUGUAGACCCCGGUGCAGGCUCGGGAGCUGAGAUGAGCGAAAGUGGAAAGACUAAGAAACUUAAGCUUAAUCCUCCCUCUCUGGCCUCUCGUGGUGGAACACCACAGGGGUCGCGAGCAUCCAGUCCAACACCUCUGGCUAACCGAAGUUUCUCGGGAAGUCGGGUUAGUAGUCCAGAACCACUAAAAGGUCAAAUUCGCGUGUCUACUCCGGGGCUUUCGAAUAGUCAAGCCUUUCCCUCACCUGCAGAGAUCCAUGCCGCUAUCCCACAAUCUGGCAUUUUGAGCAGCGACCUGCUGAAGAUAUUCCGCCCUCGCAUUGGAGAUUCCAAGGAAAAUCACCGGCGAUUUAUAGCGAUUGUGAAGGAUGUCGGUGUUUAUGGAAAAGAGGAUCGUCUUUUACGGCCCGGUGCUCUGAAAGAAGGUGGAGAAUAAAGGUCAAAUCGCGUCAAUGCUGCUCAUCCUUGAGAUACCUAGAAUGCUUUGUUUUCGAUUUUCGUUCGCCCACCCCCAAAUGAGGAUUGUGGUAAAGUGACCUUUGGUCUGGAAGAAUUAAUGUAAAUUGAAUAGUGAAAUUGAAAUGUAAAAACACUUCUCAACACCGGGCGCUAAGACAAAGUAUUUUAUAGCAAACAUG